AUGCGGUCGUUGGUGUUUUUGUUAUUAGUUGUCGGCGCCGGUGCAAUUAAUCCACUAGUUUUAUUAGGAAAGGAACGAGCAGCUAACAAUUCAGUUCCAUGUCCAGAUGGAAGCUCAUGUCCCGAUGGAAAUACGUGUUGCCAGUUAUCAUCAGGACAAUAUGGAUGUUGUCCACUUGCUGAUGCUGUCUGCUGCAGUGAUCACCUUCAUUGCUGUCCCAGCGGAUACACAUGUGAUACCGAACAUUCACGAUGCAAAAAGAAAUUCGAUCGUCCAGUAAAUGAUGUUCCAUGUCCAGGCGGUUCAUCAUCAUGCCCAGAUGGUUCAACUUGCUGUAAAUUACAAUCCGGUGACUAUGGAUGCUGUCCAUUAGACGAUGCUGUCUGCUGUAGCGAUCAUCUUCAUUGCUGUCCACAUGGAUAUACCUGUGAUGUUGAGCAUUCACGAUGCAAACAACAAAUUUCAAUUCCAUGGUUCACAAAAACAGCGGCUCGACCACGUCAACAACAUUUAGUUGAUGUUCACGAAUCAUCCAAUCACGAUGAAUCAGUUGCAUUGACAAAACUCAAUUAA
Adineta ricciae is the source of this 573-nucleotide messenger RNA. The record is from the annotation of a GenBank genome assembly. NCBI's taxonomy places the organism in Eukaryota, Metazoa, Rotifera, Eurotatoria, Adinetida, Adinetidae.